AUGCAAACCUCUAUGUUGCUCAAUACCUCACCUGAAUUCGAGAUGGCAGUCUACACAAUUUGUGCGCUGAACGGAGGACAGUGUGAGAUGACCAUCAACAACCAACCUGUGGGCAUCUUUGCCAGUACCCUCGUACAGAAUGGUGUAACAGUGAUUGAUCAGUGUUACCCCGCCAUAUCCGGGUCUGCUCCUAAAACGACGAAGAAGUCUGGAGGUACCACUAAGAAGCCAAGUGCCAGUGAUCCUGAUCUGCAGAUCCUUGUGGAUAACAUGCGAGCUGCCGAUGUCGACAAGGCCGGUCCUAAUGACUACACUCUGGACUGGGGUAACAAAGUUUCAGGAAACAAGAAAACCAGCCCGAAUCAGCUCUUUGCCUACGUCAACGAGACUCUUUUCCAACGACCUGUCUACGCCACUUUGAUCGAUGUGUUCAACAGGAAUCUUUUCACUCCUGAGGUGUGCACUGCUGAGCAAGCAAUGACUGGAUUCCGCAAAGCCGGACUGCAGCAGGUCUUCGACACAUGGACCGCUACGGAAGUCUUCAAUUUAGCCUUUCAGUACCUGCAAAAGAAAGGAUACAGUCACGCAACAGACAUGGCAACAUUGAAGACAUUCCUUUGGAACUUGUGGUUCGGCACCUACUCGCGCUGUAGCGGAGCACUUGGAAGUUCUGGAUGGGAAACAUGUGUUGUCGGGAGAAUGCCGAAAGGAACCACAGUUGAUGGGCAGCAUGAUUGGGCUAGAUACUACCUGCUCCAGAAAGCGGGAAACAUCACCUAUCAUGGGUACUUCUCGUACGUCGUUAACCUUACUGGCACAUUCCAAUACACUUGGGAAAACGAACUCAAGCAAGAAGGUGGUUUCCUCAUUGGCACCUCGCCA
Ostertagia ostertagi is the source of this 882-nucleotide messenger RNA. NCBI's taxonomy places the organism in Eukaryota, Metazoa, Nematoda, Chromadorea, Rhabditida, Trichostrongylidae. The record is from the annotation of a GenBank genome assembly.